Strigops habroptila (Kakapo) is the source of this 11058-nucleotide messenger RNA. RefSeq names its product potassium channel tetramerization domain containing 16 (gene KCTD16). Bases 1278 to 2561 code for a protein of 427 amino acids. The record is from RefSeq and is a predicted model, not a curated record. The transcript has 3 exons. Gene Ontology annotation, biological process: protein homooligomerization; regulation of G protein-coupled receptor signaling pathway. NCBI's taxonomy places the organism in Eukaryota, Metazoa, Chordata, Aves, Psittaciformes, Psittacidae. Gene Ontology annotation, molecular function: protein binding. Gene Ontology annotation, cellular component: presynaptic membrane; postsynaptic membrane.
CCCCGCCUUCCCCACCUCCCGUUAGAGCGCACGCAGGUGCGGGACCGCUCCCGCCGCGCCCCGCGCAUCGGCUCUCGGGGGGCUCCGGCCCUUCCCGGGGACAUGCGGAGCGCCAGCAGCGGGGUAAACCCAGCGUCCUGCCCCAGAGCCACGGGCGGGCGCGCCGGCAGCCCCCUCCCGCCGGGAGCCCCCGCCCCGCCCGCCCGCGUCGCCGGCUGAGACCGCCGCGGUGGCUGCGCGGAGCCGGGAAAGGCACGUCCGGGCGGCGGGCGGGCGGGGGACGGGCGCUGCCGGCCGGAGGGGACGGAGCGGGACGAACUUCACCCGAACUCGAGCGGGGCGGCCGCGGCCCGGCGCUGUCCGCGGUGCUGGCGCUGUCCGCGCUGCUGCCCGGUCCCGGCCCGACUCCUUUAAGAUGAUGCAAUCGGCAUCGCCCGCCGCGCUCCCGGCCCCGCGCCGCUGAGCGGAGCAGCGGGGAGCCGAGCAGAGCCCCGCAGCGCCGGCAGCGGCAGCGGACCCCGGCGGAGCGGCCCCGGCCCCGGUGGCCCCGGUGGCCCCGGCGGGGCGAUGGGUGUGCCGCCCGCCGCGGAGCCGCCGGAGCCCGGCAGCCCUUAGCGCCGUCUGCGGGGUUUCUGCAAGUCAUCUGAGGCGGCCGGAACGCGCCCCCCCCGCCCCGUGCUCCCCGAGCCCCGUCUGAUUCGUUCGGGGGGUUGUUGUGGGGUUUUUCCUUCCUCUCCCCAUCGUGCUGUAUGCUUUGGUCUCUGUCCUCACCUGCCACGGUUAACUUUCCUGUGACUCGGGUUAACUCUUGAGACCUCCACGGAUGUUGCUAAGAGCACUUUUCCUGCCUUUGCUGUCCCUUGCUGGGAUCGGAUUUCGUACUCGCUGGACUCUGUGUGCCUGUAUGUGUGUUCUGAGUGUCUUGAAAUUUUGCUUUCCUUUCCAAGAGCUGUGCAUUAACUGUAACCAAGACCCAUGAAGGACCGUAGGCUUGGCUUGACCUUGAUUUUGAUGGCUUUGUUGGAAGAUGUAAUGAUGUGAUUGCAUUUCGUGAAGUGAUUGCUCUCCAGCCUCUGUGGCUCAGGGUAGAAGCCACUUCUGCCUCACUGUCACUCAUGGACAAUUUGGGGUUUUUUUAAACAAACCUUUUGGCUGUUUUUCUUUUCUCACUUCCCCUUUGCCCCCUGUUUCUCCUCAGUGUUGGGAGCUUUAUUCUACUCUUUAAUGUGAUUGAUAGUCCUGCUGCUUCCUGCUGCUGAUUUCUGUUUCGAAGUACAAUGGCUCUGAGUGGCAACUGCAGGACUUACCUUCCUUCUCGAGAGCAGGGAUCGGGGCUGCACUCCUUCCCAGAGGUAGUGGAGCUAAAUGUGGGUGGCCAGGUUUACUUCACUCGCCACUCCACCUUGGUUGGCACCCCUCACUCCCUGCUCUGGAAAAUGUUCACCCCAAAGAGAGACACGGCCAAUGAUCUGGCCAAGGACUCCAAGGGAAGAUUCUUCAUUGACAGAGACGGUUUCCUUUUCCGCUAUAUUCUGGACUAUCUCAGGGACAAGCAAGUGGUUCUGCCUGACCACUUCCCAGAGAAGGGAAGGCUCAAGAGAGAGGCUGAGUACUUCCAGCUCCCAGACUUGGUCAAACUCCUGACUCCUGAUGACAAGCAGCAAAGCCCUGAUGAUUUUUGCCACAGUGACUAUGAAGAGGUCUCCCAAGGCAGUGACACAAGAAUAUGCCCACCCUCAUCGCUCUUACCGCCUGAUCGCAAGUGGGGAUUCAUUACCAUUGGGUACCGGGGGUCCUGCACUGUGGGCAGGGAGAGCCAAGCAGAUGCCAAAUUCAGGAGGGUCCCGAGGAUUUUGGUUUGUGGAAGGAUUGCUCUGGUCAAAGAGGUCUUUGGAGAAAGUUUGAACGAAAGCAGAGACCCAGACAGGGCACCAGAGAGGUACACCUCCAGGUUCUAUCUCAAGUUCAAGCACCUGGAAAGGGCUUUUGACAUGUUGUCCGAGUGUGGAUUCCACAUGGUGGCCUGUAACUCCUCGGUGACAGCUUCCUUUGUCAACCAGUACACAGAUGACAAGGUCUGGUCCAGCUACACUGAAUAUGUCUUCUACCGCGAGCCCUCCCGGUGGUCCUCGUCCCACUGCGACUGCUGCUGCAAGAACGGCAAAGGCGACAAGGAGGGAGAGAGCGGCACGUCGUGCAACGAGCUGUCCACAUCGAGCUGUGACAGCCAGUCUGAGGCCAGCUCCCCGCAGGAGACCGUCAUCUGCGGCCCUGUCACCCGCCAGCCCAACAUACAGACUCUGGACCGGCCGGCCAAGAAGGGGCCGGUGCAGCUGCUGCAGCAGUCCGAGAUCCGCAGGAAGAGCGACCUGCUCCGGACUCUCACCUCCGGCUCCCGGGAGUCCAACUCCACCAAGAAAAAAGCAGUGAAGGAGAAGCUUUCCAUUGAGGAGGAGCUGGAAAAGUGUAUCCAGGAUUUCCUCAAAAUCAAAAUCCCAGACAGGUUUCCAGAGAGGAAACAUCCCUGGCAAUCCGAACUGCUGCGGAAGUACCAUCUAUAGGCUCAAGGCGGGGGAAGCACACGACCUGCUCACUGUUAGAGCAAGGUUCUAAGUGAUAUGAAAAUAAUUCCCAAUAAUAAUUACUUGUUAGGUCACAAAUGAAACAAAAUCCAUCUCUAUAGUACUGCCUAAUUUGCCUCUUUCACCUUAACAUUUUAGUCCUAGGGCAACCAGAUUUUUUCCCGGUCGUGGAAGCACAAUGACAAACACUUUUCUUUGUAACUCUGAGUCUUACACAAGAUAAAUACCUUAAGGGGCACAUCCAUGCCGAGGGCAAGGGAUGCCUCAGUGCGGGAGGGGACGGCUGCUGCUCGCUCGGUGGAUGUGGCCCAUGGGCAUAGCAGUGUCCUGGUCCGGGCUUGCUGCCUCCCACCGUCUCCUUGUAGUGCAACAGUAUUGUUUGGGAGGAUGUACACCUGCUCACAGAAACAAGCUAGCCAUGACAGUUUACCUUAAGCAUGUGUAUAUAUAAUAUAUGUGCAUAUAUUAUGCUGUGUAUAUAUAUCUCUUUGUAUAUAUAUAUGUAUAUAUAAUUCAAUAUAUAUCUGCUUAAAGAUUUUCUGGCUCCUUCUCCUAACAACUGCAACUUUCUCAGAAAAGAAGCAUUUUUAAGCAGUCUCCUGGAUGUAUUGUUUCCUUCUUCAGGUCUCUUUGAGGGUUUGAACAGUAGAGAACUCAUCCCACGGUCCCUCUCCCUCUCUCCUCUUCCCCUCCUUCUCUGAGACACUGUAAAUGUAUUUCAGUGGAGACCAGGGAGCAGUGUGUGGGGCUUUGUUGCCGUCAGCAAAAUAUUCCGUUUGUUUUUUGAUGAUCUUGUUCCCUCUGUGUCCUCCCUGCGCCUCUUGUUGUGUUUCUCAAGGCUCUCCGGUACCAGUGGGUUGAACGCAUGCUGAUCGCAGUUGGAAAGCUGUAGGAAUUCUGCCGGUGCUGGUGAGGAUGGUGGAUUGCUGCAGGCACGCCAGGCGCGCUUGGCCUCAGCUCCUGCACAGAAGCCAUUCCAAGGAAUUACACGAGCCAUGUGCAGUGCAGUGACUGGCAGGGGAUCCUUGCUGCAGGACGGGAGGCAUGCACGUUUCAGGAGGCAAAACAAACCCCAGGAGGAGGUACCCGUGUUCCAGCCCCGCAGCCACCCCCUUCUGUGCCAGUCCCAUCCGCAGCUGGUGGCAGGACGGUAGCCAGCAAACCGUGCCAUGAGCUCUGCGUUGGCUGGGGAGCCAUGGGCAGGGCUGGUCCUGCACGGGUCAGAUCCCACAGCCACAGCCCUGGGGUGCAGAGCUCGGGGAAGGGGAGCGGUGGGGUGCAGCAGGCUGUCAGUGCCGGGUAGUGUGUGAGCAAGGGCUGAGGGUGCCGGGUGUUGGCAAGUGGUCCAAGGCACAGGGUCUGUGAAACCCGGUGCAGGUACAGGCUGGGGGCUCAGCUUGGGGCUGAGCUCAGGCUGCCAAGCCACGGAGAGUGAUGGAAAAAGGAAUUACUCCAGUUACCUGCUUUGGCCAUAGCUGGGGACAAAGCAGCUGGAGUAUUUGAGCUAAAUUAUUUGUUUUCUAAAGGCAUAGGAAGAAGGAGAUACUUCAUAUAUAUGUAAAAAUAUGGGAAGUGAUAGUACUGGUAACACAAAGCACUUUGACUCUAACUUUUCUAGUGUCCUGCAGGUUCCAGGGCUUCCCUCCUCUUUACUUUCAGAGGCUGCUAUGGGAGGUGAUGUCAAGUAUGCACAGAUGAUUUCUGUUCUUUUCACACAAGGUGAUGUCUUCAUCCUUGCAGGACUCCAUCGCACCCACCCGCCUGGCUGGGACAGUGCAGGGACACUGGUGUUGGGUCUGCCCAGGCACACAGGCACAGGUUCGUACCCAUUGCGCAGCUGCAGCAGUGCUUAUUGAGAGAUGCAAAUUUUACCAGCAGCAAAGGAAGCAAUAAUUGUCCAGAGGGAUCCCUGAGCAUGAGCUGGCUUUGGGGAGGGGAAAACCCUUCCAGGAAGUACAUCUCCCCGUCUUUGGAGCAUGGGGCUUGGACGUGGCAGCAGGCAUCAUCUCUGCUGAGGUUUUACACGAAGGAGGGUGCUGGUUUCUUGCAGCAAACAUCAGCGUUGGUAACAGAGUGAGGGUUGUGAAGCAGAGGCUGACUGGGAAGAGCAGGGCUCGGUGAGAAAACGCGGCACUUUCUUUGGAUCAGGCUCUAGAACCAAUUCAGACCUGGAAGUCAUGCAGCCCUCUGCUUACCUGCUCAAAAUGCCAAUUUUCACAUGGAAAUUGAUGUUUUUCACAAGAUCCAUGGAUUUGGCUGCUCUUAGUUAUUUGUUGGUUAGUUUAUAACAUUUUUCUUUUCCUACUCAACAUUUCCCACAUCUUGCCCCCCCUGCUCCGGCACCAAGCAAACAAAACUGGGGGACAGACAGGGCUGUACUCCAAUUUCCAGCUGAGUGUGUGGUUUUGGGACGGGUCACCACCGGCAGCAGGCUGCAGCUAAAACCUUGUCCUUCCCACCAUGCCAGAUGAUCCCCUUCUCUUUUUAAUGUCACAGAUACUGGGGCUCUAAAAUGUGUGACAGUGGAAGAACAGGCUCUGUGAGUGUGUGCGUGAGUGUGUGUGUUCCAGUGAUGUUCAAGGCGCGCAGGAUUGUGCGAUGAUUAAUAACUGUAGAAAAAUUAGACCAAACGAAAUGCGCCCAAAUGGGCUUUGAUUUAUGUGGCCUUCAUGUCUUUCAGUUUUAGAUGAAAUGUUAUUAUUCUCCAGUGCUACAGAAAUAAAGGUCUUAAACUUCAGUAAUCACACACAGGCCAACCUGCCAGGAACCACAACCAGGAUGGGGGCUGGAGGAGAGCGGGUGCCUGGAUAUGGAGGUACAUGCGGGUGUUCAUGUGCUCUUCUGCUGCUGUGUUACUGCAGGGUCUCAAUUUCUGAUCCAGCGUCAUGUUGCAGUUGUUUCACAGGAGCUAUGGGGCUGUGCUUUGAGGCUUUGUGCUGGCAGGCUCGAGAUGUAAGAGCCCCUGCUGCCAACAACCCCUGGGCAAUGGUGGGGAGCCCUCUCCCCUUCCCGGUGGGGCUCAGCCGCUGGAUGCUGCACAGCAUCUGUUACUGCUGCUUCCAAGCCCCUUCUUCCCCUCCUUUCCUUGCUGCUUUGCUCUGGACACCAAUCACCUACCAUGGCCAGAACUGGCACCCCACCAAAGCAGCCCACGCGUCUUGGGCACCUCAUUCUGCCACCAUCAGCUGGGCACUGGACCCUGCUGAGGAGCAGAGACGGGCAGCGUGGCCGUGGAAAAUGCUGCUCUCCACAGCCCCUUAGUUCACGUGCGGGCGGCAGCGGGUCAGAAAAAAGCAACCAGACCUUGUGCUGGUGGUGAUGGUCUCCUCCCUGUCCACAGAGGAUUUCUUAUCACACGAGGGUGAUAAGGUGUUAACUCUGGAAGACAUAUUCCCCAGAAUAGUGUUUGUGCACACAUACAUACAUACAAGUCCAUAUCCAUACCUACAGUAGAUGCAUGCACCGUGGGAGGAAGGCAUACACUCCUGCCUUCCUGGCAUGGUGGUUCUCCCCAUCUCAGGAUGUGGCACCAUUGACUGUUGGAAGGGGCAGGAAGAAAUUCCUGCACUAGGUGGGCAUGGAAAUGUUACAGCUGAUAUGGGGUGAUCAGGGAAAGGAGGGGGACAGAUGCAAUGGCAGUGAGGGGAAAUGAAACUGGAAAUAACAGGUUGUCUGAAAGGUAGCUGGGUUUGGAGCUCUGGGAAUAUUCAGCUCAAUUCUACUUUCUUUCAGUGAGAGAACCCGUGUCUGUCCCUAGCACAUUUUUGGUCACUUAGCGGUAGCAAGCUGGAAUGAAACUCAGUUAAAAGAGUAACUUUAUUCUUUCUAAAAUACCUGGGGAGCAAAAAUGGGAUUUGAGCUAUUUUCCGCACACAACAAAGACCAAAUACAGGUUCUGUUGAAACUAAUUUGAAAACUUACAUUGACUUCAGUGGGACUGAGACUCCCCUAAAAUACAUUUUCUCAAGAAAAACGGGCACUUACAUCAGUGAGGGUGAGGGAAGCCAUUAAGCUAUAAUAAAUUCACAUCCACUUAUGCUUCUUAUCACUUCUGUGUAUGGCAAAGAGGUCUGGUGUUUAGGGAUGCUCUUGUGCGGGCCGGUCUUUCAUUGCCACGGUCUGUUCAUAGUCUUGCUUAAGGCACUGAGCUGAAGGAGUGGGGAGGCUGAUGCACCCCUGUAUGAGCGCAGGGUGGGCAAGUGCCUUGUGGGGGGACUUGAGCAGGUCUCAGAGCAAUCACGAGGGGAGACCAAGGGAGAACACGGGAUUACAUAGACCUGUAGGAACCAAAUGACUUUAUUUUUUCCGCUAAAUCACAUGCACGCACCAUAUAGAGGCCUCACAGCACUCUGGAGAAUGUUUUGGGUUUUAAUGCUACUUUAGUGAGUCCAUUUAUUAUUUUACUUGCAAGACUGUGGCUGAAGGAGAAAACAAAGGUUGAUCUUUAUUGGCGAUGACCAUAACGUAAUGGAGUCCUUCAGCUGUACCACAUGCGGCUCUCCAAGCCCCAGGAAGGCUGGAGAACACCCCCCCCAAGUUCUCACCCUGCCCUGAAGCCCUUCCCACCAUUGCAAGUACAACAUGGACUUGACUUGUAGAGUACUUUAUGCAUAAGGCCCCAUGUGUAUCAUGGUACAAGAUAAUUGUCCAGAUCUUAUGGAUAGUUUAUGCCCCAACGGGGUUUUGUAGAUUAAAAGAACAAAAAAGCACUUUUAAAUUUAAAAUUAUUUAUAUUAUAAAAAGACACUCUUUAUUUUUCUUGGCAGCGAUAUCACCUUAGCUAAGGGAUCAGUUUAUAAGGAUGAUAUUACAGAUUUUAAACUAUAGCAAUGCGAAAGCAAAUGGGAAAAGGCAGAAUUGGGAGCUGAGCAGGGCAGAAGGUUCGGAGGAGGCAGCAGGGCCCGCAGCUGCCCCGCGACACCGGGGCGGGGGGGGCUGGGAACGUCCUCACCUACUCGGGGCCUUGCAUAUGUUACAUUUUCGGAACCUCAUACAAGCACUCGAUGACUUUGCCGAGGCUGAGUCAGUCUGUUGCACAUUGAUGUAGAUUAAGUGGCACCCACUGAAUUACCUCUCUACUUUCCAACGUGGUUCACUUGUACAUACGUGUAAUGUCAAACUGUUUACAGGUUAUUUUGUGCGUAAUAAUUGUGGAGAAAAAAAAAAGUUUUAACUACAAAUUUCAAGGAAUCAAUUUUACUGGAAGGUGUUUAAAGAAAUGAAUGUGCUUAAUACAGUAUAAGACAUCAUUGGUAAUGGUCUCACAUGAAUGCAUGUAUCUCCCGUGUUGUCAGUCCCACCAGUGAGGUUAUUGGCAAUAUCUGCAGUCUGUGAAUAGCAAAUAUGCAUCAACUACUGUGACUCUGACAAAUAUAAACUCGGUAACUGUUUCUACUGUGGUAUGUAAAAAAGAAAAUAGUCAUGUAGCUUUUAGCCUGCUGUAUUUCCCUGGUACAAAUAACACCAUGAAAGAAAGAAAAAACAGCUUGGAAAACCCAACCAUGUCAUAGUGACCUGUGUGGAGUCAUUCCUGCAAUGGCACCUGCCAGGUACUUGUGGUUCAGCUGCUAAAAAAAUGCCUGUUUCUAGAGGCUGGGAGGUGCUGGCGGCAGAGGUGAACCUCGUGUUCAGAGUGGUGAUGGAUGAAGAGAACUGCUUGGUGUUCCUCAUCCCAAUGCGCUAGUUAGGCAUUACACAGCGUGCUGGUGAGAAGUGCAGGCCGUCAGUGUUGGGGUGUUGAAAAUGCUAAUGUGCAGUUAAUGUGUGUCCUGCCAUUCAGAUAAACCAGUGCAAUAUACACUGUAAAAGCACAGACAAGAAUAAGUAAGUUGGUAUCCUUCAACUGUCAUAUACACACACAUAGAUACAUGCAUAUGUACAUACACAAAUACAUGCUUUCUUGCUGCCUGCAAUCUAGCAUUGGUUCCUGCAGGCUGGGGGUUACUCUCCCUAGGAGGUGGUGGGGUUGUUUUUUCCUCAUUUAUUUCUGGGUUGGGCUGAAAACACCAGUUGAACGGUCACAGGUGAGAUUCUUCCACCUCUGUCUUGAAAGAGAGAUUUUCUGAUGCCAUGAUUUUGAAAGUACUGUCACCAGCAGCAAUACUUCUGGAAAAGCCAUCGUCGAUCAGGGGCUACCUGCCAGGGUAUUUACAAGGAUACUUCGAAUACUUUUUAUCCUCUGUCGCUUCAAAGGGACUGGCUUCAUUGCAAAUGGAGAAAGCACAGGGCACAGCAGGAGGAGAAGGAUACAGAGGAAAAGGUGGGAUAUCUCUUCUGGAGGUGGAGAGCUGUCCCCAUGCCGUCCAUCCACAGAUAAUGCCUGGUAAGCAAGCUCUACAUUCCUCCAGAGCUGCUAGAAAGAUGAAAAGAGGGAACGGCUGCUGAGGGUGGCAGGCAGCCAUUUGCCAUCCUCUCCCCCAGCAGUGCUGUCCUUGGGAUGACAGGCUCAUCAGUUGGGUUUAUUGUCACAGCUUCUUCCCUUCUGCACAGCCACUUGGGGGAGGAUCAGGGCUUCAGCGCUGGCCCGGCUCGCAUCACUCUUCCAGCCCCAUGUGCAGUAUCCCUACUCAAAUUGGGGAAGCAUCACUGCAGGCCUGGGUCUGAAGGAGCCAGAACCCAGGCAUUGCUCAUUUUGGGGGCUGAGUGCCCCAGGUGACCUCUUUAAUUUCAUUUUAAUCUGUGGCACAUGGCUGUUCAGAAGAAGCCCUUUCUGGUGGCCACUUCCCAGGAGAAGGUGAAAGAGCCCAGCGCUGCAGAGCUCUCCCCAUAUGGCGCCUCACCAUCGCAGCGAUUUGGCUGUUACAGUGUCUGCAUGAGCAUAUGGAAGUCAAAGCAUUGCUGGAGGUUAGGGCUCCUCAGAUGGCAAGCGGGAUGCUCGCGCUGCUCCAGCCUGCGGUUGGCUGGCGCUGGAAGCCCUGGAGCCACAUGAGAACACGAUUCCCACCCCAGACGUCUGCCUCCUGCACCAACGGCUGCACGCCAGGGCCUGUGCGGCCAGCAAUGGGUCCCUGCCAGCCCCACACCGCUGUCACGGCUCCCACAGGAACCCACCGUGCCUGCAGCCGAGGACAUGAGGUGUGUGUGGAUGAGACCUUUGUGACUGCUGGAUUCUGAUUGUGCUGACUGAUCAGGGGUUUUUAAUGACAGUUUGGAAUAAACAAAACAAAGUUGGGGUUUUUAACAUGAAACUACAAAUAUCAUUUUGUCUAAACUGAAACGAAAGAAAUGCUUCAAGCAACAAAGAAAUUAUUAAUGAUUUCUUAUACCCAUUUUUGCUCUAUUCUGUUUGAAUUAGUUCAGGUUUGAACUGAAAAAUGAGAACAAAAGUUGAAAUCCUUCACUUUUAGAGCAGCCAUGUGGCCGUUGUCACACGAUUCAGCGUCUCCCCCUUACACACGGGCUUUUCCCAGCCUCUGUCCUGAGCAGGGCUCAGCACUGCACUGCCUGCACGCCUCUGGGGGCAGGAACCUGCAUUUUGCUAUACCUGACACUUGUGAGUAGUGCCUGGUCCUCUUGUUGUGUCAGGGCCAGUGUGAGAGCAAUGGAUGUUCGGGUUAGAAUACCUGUAAGAUAAUUCAAGUUACAAUACCUGUACGAUAAUUACUGAGGAUUUAAUUACCUUCCCUACGCAGCACUGUGUGAUGUGCAUGGGAAGCAGGAGAGCUUCCCUUUGGUACCAGGUGAUAUCAGAAAAUAACUUUAAUAUGCCUUACAACUAUAUAAUUAAAGGAGCUUAUAUAUAUAGAAAUAUAUAUAUAUAUACACACACACGAGUAUUUCUUUCCCUCACUGAUGGAGUUGCAGUGGUCGGGGCGGGCAGCACCAGGCCAGCUCUGUGCCACACAGGUAAGUGGUGGUGGGAAGAAUGGCACCAACUCAUCGCUGUUCAAACCCUGUCAGAGGAGAGGAAGCCUCUCCCCAGCUCUAACCUGACCAGUGAGAAGCUGCCCAAGCACUUCCCGUAUGGAGAAGAAGGUCUGGGAUGGGGAGGCUGCUGCCCCUUCUGCUCUCUGAGUGGAGCAAUUCCCGCAGGCAGGGUGAGGCAUCACCAUGGGCUUGGCAGGAUUGGGAAUACGUAAUUGCUGUGCCCCCAGAGCAGAUGGAAUGCGGUAUCCACUGGAGAAGGAAGAUCCCUCCACUGUUGGUGGGACUGUGGUGCUCAGGACGCAGCCCCUGCACCUCCCGCCUCUCCCCACUGACCGAGGGCAGGGGCAAGGCAAGGAGGAACCUUCUGCAGGGAACUGAGACAUGGAGGUUGUCUCAGAACACGAGCAGAGCACAGCAGAACCUCUCUUCCUGCUCCACUGCUCUCCCCAUUGCGGAGACCAGCCCCAUCACUCAGCAUCUGCAGAGAGAGCUCUGUAAAUACAGCAGGUUAAAAACUGGCAGAGUAACAGCGGAUCUGUAUUUAAUGCAGAUGUUUCCCAUGUUUUGUAGUAUUGUUUUAUUGAUAAAUAAAAAUCAGCCAAAGACAAAA